Cyclocybe aegerita is the source of this 1101-nucleotide messenger RNA. The record is from the annotation of a GenBank genome assembly. NCBI's taxonomy places the organism in Eukaryota, Fungi, Basidiomycota, Agaricomycetes, Agaricales, Hemipholiotaceae.
AUGUCGGUUAUCAGUCCAAUUAGCCUGAAAGGACCUGCUGAAUUAGCCCAUGGUUGGAUGUUUAUCGGGUUCUCUUUGAACGUCCUUCUGCUAGGGAUCAUGGUUACCCAGGUAUACCUAUACUAUACGCAAUACAAGAGGGACCGACUAUGGGUCAAGAUAUACGUUGCUGCGCUCUUCGUCCUGGACAUAUUCAACACGAUAUUCAUAUUCCUAUACCUUUACCGUGCGCUGAUAACUUUCUUCGGCGAUGUCGAAUACCUCCAAACGGCAGACUGGCUCUUCGUCACAGAUCCCGCCACAACAGGAAUGAUUGCCUGCAUGGUCCACCUCUUCUUCGCCUGGCGCGUUUUCGUGUUGACCAAGACGUGGAUAUACGCCAGUUUUAUCACAGCUGUCGCAAUUGCUGGAGGAAUUGCAUCCAUCAUGACCGCCGUUGAGGUCUCACGGACGCCGAAAUUCGUGGAUUUUCGUAACUUUAAGAUGACGGUUAUUAUCUGGCUCGCGGCAGAUGCAGUUGGCGAUGUGGUGAUAACGAGCGUUCUCGUUUGGCACCUGCCGUUCAAUUCUGCUCACGAUGGAACUUCCAAGCGUAAACAUAAGACAGGUUUCCAGCAUUCGGACAUGAUGGUUGAUCGAAUCAUCAGAGUUACCAUUCAAACAGGCCUUGUGACCAUGAUAGUCGCCUCUCUGGACCUGCUCUUUUUCCUCAUCGACCCAACAGGGACGCACCUCCUUCUGAACUUCCCGCUCUCGAAACUAUACUCAAACUCCCUAAUGAGUAGCUUGAAUUCACGUCGAGGAUGGAACUUCACGGGCGCCAGCACUCGAUCUGGCGGGACCCAAUCUGACAUACACGUUAACACGACGAGUGGGCUGCAGCGACAUCUCCAUAUAUCAAGUGGGAAAAAACCUAACGACAUGAUUGAUAUGGACGGCGGAGUCUUCGUACACGUUGAAUCGCAUGAGCUGCGCGACAUCCCAACUGGUGACAAAGAGACCUUCGAUGAGAAACCGAGAACCCUGGGAUCCGAGUUCUCUGUGGAACGGCCAGUGGAUACAGAGAAGUGGGCGGGGGACAGAAGUCAAUGGGCUCGGUGA